Messenger RNA from Closterium sp. Yama58-4, 2139 nucleotides. Lineage: Eukaryota; Viridiplantae; Streptophyta; Zygnematophyceae; Desmidiales; Closteriaceae. The record is from the annotation of a GenBank genome assembly.
AUGUAUACCGACAUUUCGGUCCCUUCUAACCACACUCAGCCUUCUGGUCCGUCUACUCAGCCUAGUGAUCCUUCUGCCUCGACCUCGGAGGCGCAAUGGCUGGAGGAGGAUAGUACGCAUGUUGUUUUCAAGCAUUUCAAGGUUCCCAUCCGUCCCGACACAGUCGGGACUGUCCGCGUUUGCAAGUAUUGCUCCAAGGAGUUCAAGGGUGGUGCGUUUCGAUGCGCUCAGCAUCUCGCGAAAUGGAAGGGACAGCGCUCUCGCGACGUCCGCUUGUGCGCUAAGGUUCCGCCCGACGUGCGAGCGGCGGUGGCCGCGCAUUACGAGAAGAAGGCGUCCAACCGCGACGAAAAACGGCGGGCCGAGGAUGCUGCGCUCAAUGCUGUCGUGGGAGGUGCGAAGAGAGGACGCAUCACCGACUUCAUUGGCGACGAGGCGCAGUGCAAGAAGGGCGAGGCGGACUACGCCGUCAGUUUGUUCUUCGCCGGCUGUCGCAUUCCCGAACACCACGCCGACAAUCCAUUGUGGCGCAACAUGGUCAGGGCCAUUAACAACGCACCCCACGGUUACCUUGCGCCGCGACGGAACUACGUGGGAGGAGCUGGGCUGAAGCAAUGCCGCACGAGCAUCGAGAAGGGGCUUCAGCCAAUCGCCGCGAGCUGGAAGAGGGAUGGCGUCACCGUCUCCUCCGACUUGAUGACCGAUCGGUGUGGGAGGCCGCAGGCGAACGUCAUGCUGGUCAACGAUUCGGGAGCGGUGUUCGUGGAGGCUAUCGACUGCAACAUGGAGUCCAAAACCGGCGGCUACAUCGCGUCGCUCCUCCGCCCCAUCAUCGAGAAAGUGGGGCCCGAAAACGUGGUCGCUCUUUGCAUGGACGGCGGCUCCAACUACGGUGCCGCCUGCAAGGAGCUGAUGGCGGAUUGGCCCCACAUCGAGUACGUGCCGUGCGCUACGCACGUGCUCGACCUCCUGAUGGAGGACGUGGGCAACCUCACGUGGUGCAAGGACAUUGUGGAUCUGUGCGGGGACAUGAUCACCUACGUCCGCAACCACCAUUUCACCCGCAACUACCUGAGGAGUAAGAAGGUGAAGGGAGGAAAGGGGAAGCAGCUUGUGAAGCCGGCGGGGACCAGGUUCGGCACCAACUACAUCGCCCUCUCCAGGCUCGUCGAGCUGCGGUCCACGCUGUCGCAGAUGGUGCUGAGCGAGGAGUUCGCCAACUGGUCGGCGGGGGCUAGGAAGCAGACGGCGGAUACGUUCCGCGGCCAAGUCAUGGACGAUGCCUGGUGGAAGAACGCUUCGUACCUGGCGGAGCUGUUGGCGAUUCCAUUCAAGGUGAAGCGGGCCACGGACAGCUGCGCCAAAGGGAUGAUGGGGACUAUCUACGACCUAAUGCUCCAGCUGACCGAGGACGUGAACGACAAGCUGGAAGCGGGAGAGCAGAUUCUGCCGCGGGCGGUUGCGACUGACAUCGGGAAGAUUGUUAGGCGCCGUUGGGACGAGAGCCUUGCAUGCGCUCUUCACGUCGUGGGGCGGAUCCUCAACCCGGGAAAUCAGGAAGAGGGUAUUUUCCGCAACGACAUGGAAUGUACCCGCAUCUUCAAGGCCUUCAUCGCACGUCACUACGACGGUAAGACGUUCACCAACAAGGAUGGUGAGGAGAGGCGUGCCUCUCUUGUUUUGCAGGAGGGGCUCACGGCCUUCCUCACCCUUGAAGGUUCCUUUGGCCUUCCUGAGGCAAUUGCCGACAGAGAGGCCGUGAAGGCAGGCAAGCAGUCGAUGGUGGCGUGGUGGGGAUGGCACGGGACUGACCACCCCCACCUGGCCAGCCUUGCGUGCCGUGCCCUGACACAGCCGGUGUCGGCGUCGCCGUGUGAGCGCGGGUGGGCAUCGUUCGAAUCGGUGCACACUGCCCGCCGCAACAGGCUAGGCUCGGAGAAGCUCCGAGACCUAGUUUUUGUGACCCACAACUGGCGUGUGGUCCACAAGUACCACAAGAUGGGUGAGUCACUGGCGGUGCUUCCGGGCAACAUACCUGAACCCGCUCUGCCGGAGGGAUACAACGAGGAGGAGGAAGGGGAGGAGGAGGAGGAGGGGGAGGGGGAUGAAGCCGUGCUGGCCGAUGAGUACGUGAAGUAA